Molecule: messenger RNA, 1517 nt
Organism: Phymastichus coffea
Lineage: Eukaryota; Metazoa; Arthropoda; Insecta; Hymenoptera; Eulophidae
Gene: Cdk7
Product: cyclin-dependent kinase 7
Exons: 5
Coding region: 188-1204 (338 amino acids)
Biological process (GO): protein phosphorylation; positive regulation of transcription by RNA polymerase II
Cellular component (GO): transcription factor TFIIK complex; nucleus; cytoplasm
Molecular function (GO): RNA polymerase II CTD heptapeptide repeat kinase activity; ATP binding; cyclin-dependent protein serine/threonine kinase activity
Source: RefSeq, a predicted model, not a curated record
UGGCAUUUCGGUCGUAGCAUCGCAAGUUAGCGCAUGCUUCUGUUGUGUUGUGAGCACAUUCGGCAUGCUCGAUUUGCGCACAUUUCUUAAUAUUAUUUAAAAUAAAGUUAGUUUUUUUUGAACAAGUUUAAAACAUUUAUUUUACAAAUACACUAAAAGAAGUGGCAAAGUUUAUUAAUUAAUUAAAAUGGUUGAUAAGUUAAGGCGAUACGAGAAAAUCGACUUUCUUGGCGAAGGACAGUUUGCUACUGUUUACAAAGCUAAGGACUCGGAAACUGGAAGAAUUGUGGCCGUGAAAAAGAUCAAAGUAGGAACUCGAGCAGAAGCAAGAGAUGGUAUCAACAGGACGGCGUUAAGAGAAAUUAAAUUAUUACAGGAAUUGGAGCAUGAAAAUGUCAUAGGCUUAUUAGAUGUCUUUGGAUAUAAAUCUAAUGUUUCAUUAGUUUUUGAUUUCAUGGAUACUGAUUUGGAAGUUGUUAUAAAGGACUCUGGUAUUGUACUCACACCAGCCAACAUUAAGGCUUAUUUAGUGCAAACUCUGCAGGGCUUAGAUUAUUUACAUUUCAAUUGGAUUCUUCAUAGGGACUUAAAACCUAACAAUUUAUUGAUAAGUAGCGAAGGUGUAGUUAAAAUAGGAGACUUUGGUUUAGCUAAAUUUUAUGGCUCCCCAAAUCGAAUAAAUACUCAUCAAGUAGUAACAAGAUGGUAUCGAUCGCCAGAACUUUUGUAUGGAGCAAGACUCUAUGGCACUGGAGUAGAUAUGUGGGCCAUUGGAUGUAUAUUAGGUGAAUUGUUGUUGAGGACUCCAAUAUUUCCUGGAGAUUCAGAUUUGGAUCAGCUAACAAAAAUAUUUACUGCUCUGGGUACACCAACUGAAGAGACAUGGCCUGGAAUGACACAAUUACCAGAUUUCAUUCAAUUUAAGCCGUUUCCACCUGUACCUCUGAAGGAUAUAUUUAUAGCUGCGAGUGAUGAUCUUCUAGAUCUUUUGGCUAGUCUUUUAAAUUUAAAUCCUCUUGAAAGAUGUAGCUGUGAUCAAGCAUUACAAAUGCCUUAUUUUAGUAAUAGUCCUCCACCCACACCAAAUGCCAGAUUACCUCUACCUCAGUCAAUCAGAAGAUUAUCUGAUGAUAAACCAAACUUGAAAAGGAAAUUACUGGAAGCAAUUGAUGGUGCUUCAUUAGCUAAAAGACUGCAAUUCUAAGUUAAUAGUGAACAAAUUGAGUGUAACUUAUUUGAAAUCCCUUGGAAAAUGUGUGAGUGUGUAGAAAUUUUUGUAAAUAUCUUAUAUAAGAUUUCUAAUAGUCUAAUUUUUCAGCUAUUACUGGUCCUUGUACUUUUUACUUAUUUAAUUGUAUUAAUAAGAUAAAUAAAAUUUGUAAAAGUUAAGUUUAUGUGACAAAAUUGAUUCAAUACAAAUAAAAGAAACUGUUUUAUAAAUUGUAAAACGAUUCACAGUAACAGCUUAACAAGAUUUUUUUAUAUAUCACGAAUUAACAUGUUAUUAUUAAAUAGAA